Molecule: messenger RNA, 625 nt
Organism: Papilio polytes (common Mormon)
Lineage: Eukaryota; Metazoa; Arthropoda; Insecta; Lepidoptera; Papilionidae
Exons: 1
Coding region: 36-548 (170 amino acids)
Cellular component (GO): extracellular matrix
Source: RefSeq, a predicted model, not a curated record
UCAACAGCAUCUACCGAUAACUGUAAACUAUCAAGAUGGUUCAGAAGUUAGUGAUUCUAUCAGGACUUAUCAUGUCUGCUGCCUGCAUGGUCCUACACCAGACGCCCAUAUCUCUCUACGUGCCUAUACAAUUCGAGGAACCUGCGCCCAACUACAACUUCGCAUACCAAGUAAACGAUCCACACACUGGAGACUACAAAAGACUGCAUGAAACAAGGAACGGUGGCAUCGUGCAAGGCCAGUAUUCACUUCUACAGCCCGAUGGUGUCACCAGGACAGUUGACUACAGUGCUGAUGAUUUCAAUGGCUUCAAUGCAGUCGUGAACAACCAAGGUAGACCAAUCAGUGAGCAUACCGAACGACAGGAAGAAAACGAGAACGAAGCUGUUAGACAGGGUAGUGGAAGGUCUCAUGAACAGUACCAGCAGGGUACUGACGAUCAGGAAUUGGGACAUGGUCAGACUGCUAGACCUUUAACUGUGGAACGUACUGCCCUUAUUCACCACGUGUUACGUCAAUAUCGUCACAAUGGUGAACAUAACCUCUGAACAUCUGAGGAUAAUCUGAUUUUCCUGACGACCUAGUUUCUAUAAUUUCUUAUAAUGUGUUUAUAUUUAACUGAAAU